Molecule: messenger RNA, 6001 nt
Organism: Linum trigynum
Lineage: Eukaryota; Viridiplantae; Streptophyta; Magnoliopsida; Malpighiales; Linaceae
Source: the annotation of a GenBank genome assembly
CGCAUUUUUUGGCCUCUUGUGUGAAUCAUCGCCAUCUGCGUCUGAGUCGGAAUCUAUAUAAAUAAAUCCGUUUACGCUAGGUGUGAAAGGAACAACAGUGGGAGCUGAACUUCCAGAUGCAGUCACCGGAGAUUCCAUCUAUGAUUUGAAUUUAACAAAAAUUACAAUACAUAGGUACAUCAUAAACACUUUAAAAUGACACAAGUGCAAAUUGUUUAAAUAAAUUCUAUAUACCUUCACCGACUCAUUUAAAUCUUCCUUGACCGCAUAUUUUUGCCUCUUGUGUGAACCAUCGCCAUCGCGAUCUGAGUCUAGGUUUGAAUCAAUAUAAUAAACUCUUUUUACGGUAGGCGUGACCAGAACAUCAGUGGGAGGUGAACUUCCAGAUGCUUGAUCAAGAAUGCGUUUCGACAUCCUCUUUAGCACUUGAAAUUCAGUAUCAGUUUUCAUUAUCAUUGCAGUCAAAGAUUUAAUCUUAUCGUACAACUCAGUGAACGUCGUCUCCAUGGCUCGAAAGGUAGUCGAUAUGGAUCCAACAACUUUCUUAGUAUCAUGGCUCGACAUGCUAAACAACAACAAAAAAAAAGAACAUACAUGAAACAAACAAAAGUCAAAGCAGCUUAAGGAGCGAAUAAAGAACAUACAUGAAAGGAAAAGGGUUGUAAGAAAGGAACAGCACAAACGACCAAAAGAAAGAGCUAUUUUAGUUGUUGCACUGUACCGAGAUUUCUCCAUUGCAAUUAGUUUCUCCCCGCCAACACAGAAGAAAAGCCUUACUUUUGCUAAAGUCACCAGGGAAAACGGCAGAAGUUAUUUUUACAAGGUAAACUCUAGGCUUGGCGUCCCUUUAUAUAGACCGCCAAACAAACCUAAUUUAUUAAUACCAUUACGUCCAAAAAAAGAAUUCCUCUAUUGACACCUAAACUGAUCCAACUAAGGAAAGCAAGCCUAUUAACAAGGAGUACAGAUUAAAUCCCCACCAAUGACAAGGCUAUUUACAAGCAUAUUCCUCUAUUGCGUUUGGCUCCACCACCGAACGAGGGAGGCCAUCUCCACUGGCUAUAAAGAACACCUGAAGAAUGAGAAUCAAUUUAUCAGUAGCCAACCUAGUACUGUUUCUUUUUUGACCAAAAAAAAAUUCGGCCAUCACUAUUUAUGAACCGAAGACAAACGUAAUUACACAUAUCACAUAUGCAUUGGAGAGAGAGAGAGAGAGACAGAGGAAAUGAUAGACCUUCAAGAUAUCGAAGUCUUCUUCCAUCAUAACAACAUCUAAAUCAGAGAAUGCACGAGAGGGGCCUCAGUUAAGCAACACCCAAACAUAUCCCUACUGUAGCAAGAUAAUGUGUACAAAUUAUAUACAAGCUUUAAUGGAAGGUUUGCGAAUUCAAAGUACAAAAGAGAAUUUGAAGACCUACCAACGAUGCUCGGCAAACGCUUAACAACACCAAGUCUCUGAAUUUAUCAUCAAUCAAUCGGCAUAUCUAAUCAAGAACCUGAAAAUUAUAUGCAAGUUCAGCUAAGAGAAGCAAGCAAGACAAACAAAGAGGAGGCUCCAUGAUAUGAUAGACCGUUAGUUACACAUGUUUUCACCCCUGUUCUUACACCGUUUGAGAUGUGGUUUCUCGUGUUUUAGACCGAUUUCACGCUAGGUUGUGCUUGUUUGGGAUAUUUCAGGUCCUGGUAAGUGAAUGAAGGUUUAGGAGCGAGUUCGGGGUCGAUUGGGCGAAGAUUGGGCGCGAGGCAAGUCACAAAGGAAGUCGCACGGGCACACCCACAACCCACACAGCCGUGCAAGUGACCAGUUUGGCCGUGUGGGAUUGUGCGAGAGCAAACACGAGCAGAGCAAAAAAUCCACACGGCCGUGCAAGGUGAGCUGCACGGCCGUGCGACCCUGGCCGUGCAAGAAGCCUGGAAUUCAACUAAUUGAUGCGCUGUGUUUUGACUCGCACGGGCAACUGGGUGAGCCACACGGCCGUGCGGCCUGCCCGUGCGAGUCGGGAUUUUCUGCUUUUAAGCAGAUUUUCAGCCAAAGAGAAGGGGAUUCGAGUUUUAGAGAGACAGAACGAUUCCUAGAGAGAGAAAGCGACGAACAAGAGUCUCCAAGUGCCUUAGCUUGAUCUUCAUCACCAUUGGAGGCCAGUUUGAGCUUGGAGAAGUGCCGAUCAACGUCCAGGAGCAGGAAUCCAUCCUUCACAGUAUGAAUUUCGCGUCUGAUUCUGCUUUUGAUUCUUUCUCUAUGGAGUAGUUCUCCCAUUCAUCUGGGUAUGGAGAACCCUAGAUGUGUAUGUUAGGCUUUGAUUGUAUGAACCCAAGUACUGAUUCUAUGAUUUGAUUAUAUUCAAUUGAGGUUUGAUUGAUUGAAUGGCAUGAAUCCUGAUCAAAUUCCUGUUGUUUCUGCUUUAACCUAGAAUGAGAAUAUCUGCCUAGGUUGAUAGAGCAUCCUUGAUUGAAGGUAGGGAGUUGGUGACUUUAGUCGAGAAGCCAACUCACUAUUCUGUACCGGAUUUACUUCGGUAGUGGAGGUUUUGUUCAUAGGGCCUCAAUCUGUUUACUCCGGUGGAGGUUAGUCGCCCGCUAGAGACUCAGAUUGAGAGGGUCUGAAGACCUUUAGUCAAGACUUCAGGCUGUUUAAGAACCUUCCGCAAUAUAACUAUCAUAGAAAAUGAACUUGGUAAUUACAAUCCGGCUUAACUGCAGUCUAGGGGGAACCAUAUCCGGGUGACCUCUCUUAACCUGAAUACAACAGUUUAGUUGCUUUGUUAGUUUGUUAGUUUAAACCUGCAUUAAAGUUUCAUUGCUAGAUAACAAGAAUUCACCGAGUAGUCAUCAAAUCUAGGACCCGGGUUGAUAAUUAAACCCAAACUCGCUAUACUACGCUUUAGGAAGUGGUUACACUUGGCCAAUUCCUGGAGUGACAGUAGAAGUGAGUCAAGUUUUUGGCGUCGUUGCCGGGGACGGCUAGGUUGUUGAAGAAAAGUGAUUUCUGUUAAUUUAGCUUUUCUUUUUGCUUUGUUUGCUUUGUCCCACUUGUGCCUUCACGGGUUUGCUUGCUUGAGUGUGUGCAGGUAGUGCAUGAACCGUAGCCAGUCAGGAGGUUUAUUGCCGUUGAAUCCAGAGAUUGACCGCACCUGUCGCCAGCUCAGGAGACAACAGUGAGCUAGACUGGCUACGGAAGAGCGCAUAGACGGCCACCUGAGUAGCGAUUCUAAAGAAGAGUACGGGAUGGACGGAGACUACAAUCAGCACCAGGGGAAUCCUCAGCAGGUUCCCCCGGUGAGUCAGGUCCUGGGGAACAACCCCAUAGCCCAGGAUCAUGGGGUUCAUCAUCAUCACCCGCCGCCGGGUCCCACCUUGGAGUACUACUACACUCCACGGAUUGCUGACAUCCGUCCGGUCAUCCUCUACCCGCCUAUUCCAGCAAACAACUUCGAGAUCAAGCCAUGCUGGAUUCAGCUCAUUACUUCCUCUAUCCAGUUCCAUGGCUUGAAGGAUGAGGAGGCCAGGGUGCAUCUUUCCCGUUUUCUGCAGCUGACGAACGGGUUCAAGCUGAAUGGUGUCCCUGAUGAUGCAAUCCGCCUUCAUCUCUUCCCCCAUUCUCUGGCGGGGAAUGCUAAGAGGUGGUUGGAGACCCACCCCCCAUUGUCCAUCACCUCUUGGGACGAUCUGGCUGACAAAUUCGUGCACAGGUACUAUCCGGCAUCGAAGACUACAGAGAUCCAGCGGGAGAUCACUCACUUCCGCCAAGAGCCAGAUGAGUCACUUCGUGAUGCAUGGGAGCGGUACAUGGGAUAUUUCUGGCAGUGUCCCCAUCAUGGCUUUAGUGAUGCAUUCACAGUGGGGAACUUCUACAGUGCUCUCUCUCCAGACACCCAGAGGGUGAUUGAGUCUCUAUGCCCAGGAGGGGAUAUUCUUACUAAGACUCCACCCGAGCUGAACCAGAUGAUCAAUACCUUGGCUGCCAGAGAUCAUUCUUGGGGACAGGGCAGCAGAGGCAGACAUUCCCGGGACCGUGGUGUGCACGCCAUGGAGACCAGAUCCGGGCUCGAGCAGCAGGUAGCUGAGCUAGUGCAGACAUUGAAGCAGCCCAACAGUCUUAUUUCGGGCAGAGGUUUGGCUACACCUCCAGUAGCUCAAUGUCAGUGGUGCGAGAGCUCCAAUCACCUAGUGGAGGACUGCCAGGCUAUGAGGGAGUCUACCACUCCCCAAGAGCAGUUGGCCUUUAUCGCCAAUGCGCGGCGCCUCGAUCCAUACAGUAACACAUAUAAUGAGGGGUGGCGCCAGCAUCCCAACUUCGCCUGGAGCAGCAACACCACUAAACCACCUGGUUUCCCAGCACCAGCAGGUGGUUUUCAGCAGAGGCAUCCCUUCCAGGCUCGACAGGGGCCAGCCCCACAGCAGCAGCCCUACCAGCCUAGGCAGGGGCAACCAUUCCAAUAGCCCCAGCGUCAGUUUGUCGAGCCAGCAGCAGCCCCUGCCCCAGAUGACCGGAUGACAAAGCUGGAAAAUAUUCUAGCUUCAUUCAUGACUAGCACUCAGGCUGCUAUCACGUCAGUGGAGGCAGGUCAGCGGAACUAGGGUGCCAUUUUGCAAGAUCUGCAGACCCAGGUGGGCAUCUUGGCCCGCCAAAACACUACCAGGGCACCGGGGACUCUGCCUGCCACCACUAUCCCGAAUCCUCGGGAUCCUCACCAGCUCCAGCAGCUGGAUGCCAUUUUUACCAGGAGCGGUAAGACCAUAUCUGCUGAUCCUGUCCCGGCCAGACAGGAGGAACCACUACCUGUUCUUACACCGUUUGAGAUGAUAGACCGUUAGUUAGUUACACAUGUUUUCACCCCUGUUCUUACACCGUUUGAGAUGUGGUUUCUCGUGUUUUAGACCGAUUUCACGCUAGGUUGUGCUUGUUUGGGAUAUUUCAGGUCUUGGUAAGUGAAUGAAGGUUUAGGAGCGAGUUCGGGGUCGAUUGGGCGAAGAUCGGGCGCGAGGCAAGUCACAAAGGAAGUCGCACGGGCACACCCACAACCCACACGGCCGUGCAAGUGACCAGUUUGGCCGUGUGGGAUUGUGCGAGAGCAAACACGGGCAGAGCAGAAAAUCCACACGGCCGUGCAAGGUGAGCUGCACGGCCGUGCGACCCUGGCCGUGCAAGAAGCCUGGAAUUCAACUAAUUGAUGCGCUGCGUUUUGACUCGCACGGGCAACUGGGUGAGCCACACGGUCGUGCGGCCUGCCCGUGCGAGUCGGGAUUUUCUGCUUUUAAGCAGAUUUUCAGCCAAAGAGAAGGGGAUUCGAGUUUUAGAGAGACAGAACGAUUCCUAGAGAGAGAAAGCGACGAACAAGAGUCUCCAAGUGCCCUAGCUUGAUCUUCAUCACCAUUGGAGGCCAGUUUGAGCUUGGGGAAGUGCCGAUCAACGUCCAGGAGCAGGAAUCCAUCCUUCACAGUAUGAAUUCCGCGUCUGAUUUUGCUUUUGCUUCUUUCUCUAUGGAGUAGUUCUCCCAUUCAUCUGGGUAUGGAGAACCCUAGAUUUGUAUGUUAGGCUUUGAUUGUAUGAACCCAAGUACUGAUUCUAUGAUUUGAUUAUAUUCAAUUGAGGUUUGAUUGAUUGAAUGGCAUGAAUCCUGAUCAAAUUCCUGUUGUUUCUGCUUUAACCUAGAAUGAGAAUAUCUGCCUAGGUUUAUAGAGCAUCCUUGAUUGAAGGUAGGGAGUUGGUGACUUUAGUCGAGAAGCCAACUCACUAUUCUGUACCGGAUUUACUUCGGUAGUGGAGGUUUUGUUCAUAGGGCCUCAAUCUGUUUACUCCGGUGGAGGUUAGUCGCCCGCUAGAGACUCAGAUUGAGAGGGUCUGAAGACCUUUAGUCAAGACUUCAGGCUGUUUAAGAACCUUCCACAGUAUAACUAUCAUAGAAAAUGAACUUGGUAAUUACAAUCCGGCUUAACUGCAGUCUAGGGGGAACCAUAUCUGGGUGACCUCUCUUAACCUGAAUACAACAGUUUAGUUGCU